UUUACAAGGUGACACCCGGAGUUUCUCACGAAUGUGUUCUUUUUUACUGGAUGCCCAUGUGGUGUGUAAAUAAGCGGGCCUGAAUUUGAAUCACUUUCUGAAAAUAUCAUUUCAAGGAUUGUGGCACCUGAAUGUUCGUGUUGCCAUUCUUCCGAAAAUGUUAUUAGAAGCGGUGGACGGGGAUGGAACGACUGUGUUCAAAGCUGUUGCCGCCUCUGUGCAGGUUCAGGUAGAGCCCGUGGGUCGCUGGUUUGAAGCUUAUGUGAAGAGGCAAAACAGGAAUGCGUCGACGUCCUUUCAGGAGCUGGAAGAGGAGGAGGAGUCCUCUGAGGAGUCAGAUGAUGAGGAGUUUCAGCUGGAGGAGCAUCCGAUGCUCCGAACACUUGACCCAAAGGACUGGAAGAAUCAAGAUCACUAUGCUGUCCUCGGUCUGCCGCACUUGAGGUACAAAGCCACUCAGAAACAGAUCAAAGCUGCCCAUAAAGCCAUUGUGUUGAAGCACCAUCCUGACAAAAGGAAAGCUGCCGGAGAGCAGAUUUUAGAAGGAGACAAUGAUUACUUCACAUGUAUAACUAAAGCUAUAGAAGCCCUGUCCGACCCUGUGAAGAGACGAGCCUUUGACAGUGUAGAUCCCACGUUUGACAAUAGCGUCCCCUCCAAGAGUGAAGGCAAAGAGAACUUCUUCCAGGUGUUUGCUUCGGUUUUUGAGCGAAAUUCCCGAUGGUCGACCAAAAAGCAUGUGCCCAAACUAGGAGCCAUGGAGUCGUCCUUCGAAGAUGUGGACAACUUCUACUCAUUUUGGUACAAUUUUGAUUCAUGGAGGGAAUUCUCAUACUUGGAUGAAGAGGAGAAAGAGAAGGCUGAAUGUCGAGAUGAGAGGAGAUGGAUCGAAAAGCAGAAUCGAGCCUCCAGAGCUCAGAGGAAAAAGGAGGAGAUGAACAGAAUACGAACACUAGUUGACACCGCCUACAGCUGUGAUCCGAGAAUAAAGAAGUUCAAAGAAGAGGAAAAAGCCAGGAAGGAAUCUGAGAAGAAGGCGAAAGCUGAAGCCAAGAAGAAAGAGCAGGAAGAGAAGGAGCGAGUCCGGCAGGCAGAGCUCGAGGUGGCUCGUUUGGCUAAAGAGAAAGAGGAAGAAGAGGCCAAGCAGGCUGCCCAGUUGGCCAAGAAGGAGAAGGAAAUUCAGAAGAAGGCCAUCAAAAAGGAACGGCAGAAGCUCAGGACGACCUGCAAGAACUGGAAUUACUUUGCUGACAAUGAAGCCGAAAAUGUGAAGAUGAUGGAGGAGGUAGAGAAGCUCUGUGAUAGGCUGGAGCUCACAAGCCUGCAGUCUCUCAAUGAACUCUUGGCCUCAGCUUCAAAGGAGGACAGCAAGCUAGCAGUAGAAAAGCAGGUGCAGGAGGUGAAUGCUCAGCUGCAGAGGGAGAAGGAGGCCGAGUUCCAGGCCAUGCAGACGGGUCGCAGCGCCGAGCAGGCCAGCGGCGGAGGAGGAAGCGGCGGGAAAGGCUGGAAUGAGGAAGACCUCCAGCUGCUUAUCAAGGCGGUCAAUCUAUUUCCUGCUGGAACCAACGCCAGAUGGGAGGUUAUCGCCAACUACAUGAAUUUGCACUCCACAAGCAGCAUGAAGAGGACCGCCAAAGAUGUCAUCAACAAAGCUAAGAGUCUACAGCGGCUCGACCCACUCCAGAAAGAUGACAUUAACAGAAAAGCCUUUGAGAAGUUCAAGAAGGAGCAUACUAGCGUACCAACCACCGUAGACAACGCUGUGCCCUCAGAGAGGUUUGAAGGCCCCGGUGGUGAUGGAAACGUGGCCCCCUGGACCACAGAAGAGCAGAAGCUUCUAGAGCAGGCGCUAAAAACCUACCCUGUCAGCACACCUGAACGCUGGGAGAAGAUAGCCGCCUCCGUCCCGGGACGAAACAAGAAAGACUGUAUGAAGAGGUACAAGGAACUGGUGGAGAUGGUUAAAGCCAAGAAAGCUGCACAGGAGCAAGUGGCGAGCAAGAGUAAAAAAUGACAACGCAAAGCCAAUAUGUCUGUCUUCAUUAUUAUAACAGUAUUGUGUUGGUCUUUAUUUUAUAAUAAAAUCAUUAAAAGAACAACAAAAAAUACUAC
Dunckerocampus dactyliophorus (ringed pipefish) is the source of this 2112-nucleotide messenger RNA. It is a transcript of the gene dnajc2, whose product is annotated as DnaJ (Hsp40) homolog, subfamily C, member 2. The record is from RefSeq and is a predicted model, not a curated record. The transcript is spliced from 16 exons. Gene Ontology annotation, molecular function: ribosome binding; Hsp70 protein binding. Gene Ontology annotation, biological process: regulation of translational fidelity; 'de novo' cotranslational protein folding. Bases 158 to 2014 code for a protein of 618 amino acids. Gene Ontology annotation, cellular component: cytosol. NCBI's taxonomy places the organism in Eukaryota, Metazoa, Chordata, Actinopteri, Syngnathiformes, Syngnathidae.